Eubalaena glacialis (North Atlantic right whale) is the source of this 3666-nucleotide messenger RNA. RefSeq names its product zinc finger BED-type containing 5 (gene ZBED5). The coding region runs from base 1532 to 3616 and encodes 694 amino acids. The record is from RefSeq and is a predicted model, not a curated record. Gene Ontology annotation, molecular function: DNA binding. Lineage: Eukaryota; Metazoa; Chordata; Mammalia; Artiodactyla; Balaenidae. The transcript has 2 exons.
UCUUCAGACGAGCUACCGCGCCCGCCGCGAAUUGGAUCUCUAUGGAGGUGGCAUAGGCGAUAUCCCUGAGCUGAGAGCAUCGCCCGGCCCCCCGAAUCCUUCUUCCCUCUGUUUUGUUUUUCAUUUCUCCCCUUCCUCCCUUACCCCCUCUCCCCUCCAGUCCGCGACGACUGGCUCUUGACCCCGUUCAGGCCUCGGUGAAGGCUUUUGGUUACUCCCCUUCCACCCUAUCCCUUAAUUUUAUUUUUUUUGAAGCGUCUGCAUUUCAAGCUGCCAAGUUGGAGAGAGUGAUUGCAGAAGGGAGUGCUCCUCAUUUCAGGUAUCUUACCCUCUAGCUGUUACUGAGAAAACCAUUUUGAUUCAGGAUCUAAUAUGAGAAUCCAAAGCUUACUCUGAGCCAAAUCAUAAAGUUUAAAUCAAAAGUAGCUAUAUUUAGGUAGACACUAAAUUUGAAUGCCUUAACUUAUAAGGCUGGUAUUCAUCAGAGGUCCUAAACUUUGCAUUACCCUUCCAUUUAAUUUUGCUUUUAAAAAACUAUUAUAUGAGGAAUAAACCUAUUUAAAUGAGAGUUUUCUUUAGGUCUUCGUUAAGCCUUCACCUAAAGAAUAAUGGGAUGCAGAGUAAUCAGUAAAAUAUAUGCAUUAUUUUGAAUGAGUCUUAUUUUGGAUAAUAUAAAUAUUUAUGUAAUUUAAGUCCAGAGAAAUAGUAGCUAACUUUUGGUUUACAGUUUAUUUUUCAAUGUUAACACACAGUGUUUAGAUACAACAGAAUUCUGUGUCUUGCAAAACUUUGAACUGUUUGUGUGUUUUUGACAUAGCUCAUCAGAAUAAUUACUAGCCCUGAAAGGAGCCUUAAGAUGUAUGACGGUGUCAACAGUGAAUGUAUCUAAUGGCAGUAGGCAUCAGAAAGCUAGAAGAGAUUCCAAGAUACUGUAUAUCAUGAAAGGGGAUGAUAAAUUAUGGCCCCAUGCUGUCUGUUUUUAUAAAUAGAGAUUUAUUGGAACACAGUUGUGCCCAUUCUUUAACGUUUUGUCUAUGGCUGCUGCCAUGCUACAACUACAAAGCUGAGUAGUUGCAACAAAGACCAUACGGCCCAUCAGGUAAAAAACAUUUACCGUAUGGCACUUUACAGGAGAAGUUUGCCAACCCUGCCAUGGGACCUCAAGGUCCCUUCCUUAAAAAUGCAUUUAUCAACUCAUUAUUUCUUAGUCCAAUGGUUCCCAAACUGUGUUUUAUAGAAGAUUACUGUUAUCUUAAGUUAAUAAGCGUUGUGAGAAAAAGAUCAAUGCUAACAAUAGUUUCUUCUUUUAGAAUUUAUUUUAAAAUGUAAGUUUAAGACUACUAAACUCAUUUCUAUAGCUUUUAUUUUUAUGUGAUAAUCUACCUUUAAGAAAAGGUGUGCCAUACCUGAGAGCACCAGGAAGUCGAAUGAGAGAUCACCUGAUACACGAACGUGUGAUGUUCCAUCUGCGCGUUGAUGCAUAGGCAGCACUUACAAAUUAACUGAUGUGUUGCUAUAUAUCAUCUCUUUGAUGGUUGCUCAUCUUCUGUGUAUCCUGUCUUAUAAUUUCAACACAUUUGUGAUACUCAAUGUUUAUUCUAAAUUAACCAUGUUUUGUACCACAAAUUCAUUGCCUAUGGAUCUGUUGCUGAAACAAGGAAGUCUUAAACAAGAAGUAGAAUCUUUUUGUUACCAAAUUGUGUCUGAAUCAAAUGAUCAAAAGGUUGGAAUAUUACAGAGUGAAGAUGAGCAGUUGCAGCCUGCAGUUUCUAAAAAUUCAGAAGGUGAGCUUUCCAGGGUCAAAUUUAUGUCCAAUUCCAACAAAAUAACAACAUUUAGUAAGAAACCAAAAAGAAGAAAAUAUGAUGAAAGUUAUUUGUCUUUUGGAUUUACUUACUUUGGAAAUAGAGAUGCACCUCAUGCCCAGUGUGUAUUAUGUAAGAAAAUUUUAUCAAAUAGCUCUUUGGCCCCUAGUAAGCUUCGAAGACAUUUGGAAACUAAACAUGCUGCAUACAAAGACAAAGACAUAAGCUUUUUCAAGCAACAUCUUGAGUCACCUGAAAAUAAUAAACCCCCAGCACCUAAAAUUGUCAAUACAGAUAAUGAAAGUGCUACAGAAGCAUCAUACAAUGUAAGUUACCAUAUAGCCCUGAGUGGAGAGGCUCAUACUAUUGGAGAAUUGCUUAUCAAGCCUUGUGCAAAAGAUGUGGUGAUGCGGAUGUUUGACGAACAGUAUAGUAAAAAAAUAGAUGCAGUACAGCUAUCAAACAGUACUGUUGCACGUCGAAUUAAGGAUCUAGCUGCUGACAUUGAAGAAGAGCUUGUUUGUAGACUGAAAAUUUGUGAUGGGUUUUCACUGCAACUAGAUGAAUCAGCUGAUGUUUCAGGACUUGCUGUGCUGCUUGUGUUUGUUCGUUACAGGUUUAAUAAGUCUAUUGAGGAAGACCUACUCUUAUGUGAGUCUUUGCAAAGUAAUGCCACUGGUGAAGAAAUUUUCAACUGCAUCAACAGUUUUAUGCAGAAACAUGAAAUUGAAUGGGAAAAAUGUGUUGAUGUUUGUAGUGAUGCUUCCAGGGCAAUGGACGGGAAAAUUGCUGAGGCUGUCACCUUGAUAAAAUAUGUGGCUCCCGAAAGCUCCAGUAGUCACUGCCUGUUAUAUAGGCAUGCACUAGCAGUUAAAACAAUGCCUGCAUCUCUGAAAAAUGUGCUAGAUCAGGCCGUACAAAUCAUCAAUUAUAUUAAAGCUCGACCACAUCAAUCCAGACUACUAAAAAUUUUGUGUGAAGAAAUGGGUGCCCAGCACACAGCACUUCUUCUAAAUACAGAGGUGAGGUGGCUUUCCCGAGGUAAAGUUCUUGUAAGACUUUUUGAGCUUCGUCGUGAACUGUUGGUUUUCAUGGAUUCUGCUUUUCGACUGUCUGAUUGUUUAACAAAUUCAUCUUGGCUGCUAAGACUGGCAUAUCUUGCAGAUAUUUUUACUAAAUUAAAUGAGGUUAAUCUGUCAAUGCAAGGAAAAAAUGUGACAGUGUUCACAGUAUUUGAUAAAAUGUCAUCAUUGUUAAGAAAAUUGGAAUUUUGGGCCUCAUCUGUCGAAGAAGAAAACUUUGAUUGUUUUCCUACACUCAGUGACUUUUUGACUGAAAUUAAUUCUACAGUUGAUAAAGAUAUUUGCAGUGCCAUAGUGCAGCACCUAAGGGGUUUGCGCUCUACUCUGUUAAAAUAUUUUCCUGUAACAAAUGACAAUAAUGCUUGGGUUAGAAAUCCAUUUACAGUAACUGUUAAACCAGCCUCAUUAGUAGCACGGGACUACGAGAGCCUGAUGGAUUUAACAUCUGAUUCUCAAGUGAAACAAAAUUUCAGUGAACUUUCACUAAAUGAUUUUUGGAGUAGCCUAAUUCAAGAGUACCCAAGUGUUGCAAGGCGUGCAGUUCGUGUACUUCUUCCUUUUGCUACAAUGCACCUGUGUGAGACAGGAUUUUCAUAUUAUGCUGCAACAAAAACGAAAUACAGGAAAAGACUUGAUGCUGCCCCUCACAUGCGGAUCCGACUUAGCAACAUUACACCUAAUAUUAAGCGGAUAUGUGACAAAAAGACACAAAAACACUGUUCUCAUUAAAAUUGGAGGGUUUUGCAUGCCUCUUGAUAACCAAAUAUAAGAUGAAAAUA